Xiphias gladius (swordfish) is the source of this 3602-nucleotide messenger RNA. RefSeq names its product SMEK homolog 1, suppressor of mek1 (Dictyostelium) (gene ppp4r3a). Gene Ontology annotation, cellular component: protein phosphatase 4 complex; nucleoplasm. Gene Ontology annotation, biological process: DNA damage response; protein dephosphorylation. Bases 15 to 2546 code for a protein of 843 amino acids. The transcript is spliced from 16 exons. Gene Ontology annotation, molecular function: protein phosphatase activator activity. The record is from RefSeq and is a predicted model, not a curated record. Lineage: Eukaryota; Metazoa; Chordata; Actinopteri; Istiophoriformes; Xiphiidae.
CAGGUGAUGGCUAGAUGGCGAAGCAGACACCCUGUAAAAGCCAAAAAGGUCCGGGAGGGGGAAACCGGUUACAACCACCUGCCAGGAUGACGGACACUCGUCGACGAGUCAAAGUCUAUACCCUCAAUGAGGACAGACAGUGGGAUGACCGUGGGACCGGGCACGUCUCCUCGGCCUAUGUGGAGCGAUUGAAAGGCACAUCUCUACUGGUGCGAGCAGAGAGCGAUGGUUCCCUACUGUUGGAGUCCAAAAUCAACCCGAACACAGCCUACCAGAAACAACAGGAUACAUUGAUAGUAUGGUCAGAGGCUGAAAAUUAUGAUCUGGCACUCAGCUUCCAAGAGAAGGCUGGCUGUGAUGAAAUCUGGGAGAAAAUAUGCCAGGUGCAGGGGAAGGAUCCGUCAGUGGACAUCACCCAGGAUGUGGUGGAUGAGUCUGAGGAGGAGCGCUUUGAUGACAUGUCAUCGCCAGGUCUGGAGUUACCACCAUGUGAACUGAAUCGCUUGGAGGAUCUGGCGGAGCUGGUGGCCUCCUCACUCCCAUCGCCACUGCGGCGCGAGAAACUGGCACUGGCUGUUGAGAACGAGGGCUACAUUCGCAAGCUCCUGGAACUGUUCCGUGUGUGUGAGGAUUUGGAGAACCGUGAGGGACUGCACCACCUUUACGAAAUCAUUAAAGGCAUCUUCCUGCUCAAUCGUACUGCACUCUUUGAGGUUAUGUUCUCUGACGAGUGCAUCAUGGACGUCAUUGGUUGUCUGGAGUUUGACCCAGCACUCCCGCAGCCACGGCGGCAUCGAGAGUUUCUCACUAAAACAGCUCGCUUUAAGGAGGUGAUCCCCAUCUCUGAUCCUGAACUGCGUCAGAAAAUACACCAGACGUAUCGGGUGCAGUAUAUUCAGGACAUGGUGCUGCCCACGCCCUCUGUUUUUGAGGAAAACAUGCUGUCCACCCUGCACUCCUUCAUCUUCUUCAACAAGGUGGAGAUUGUGGGCAUGCUACAGGACGAUGAGAAGUUCCUGACAGACCUCUUUGCACAGCUAACAGAUGAGGCUACUGAUGACGACAAAAGACACGAACUGGUGAACUUCCUUAAGGAAUUCUGUGCAUUCUCACAAACAUUACAACCUCAAAACAGAGACGCCUUCUUCAAGACAUUGUCAAACAUGGGCAUUUUACCUGCACUAGAGGUCAUACUGGGAAUGGAUGACGUUCAGGUGCGUGGGGCAGCCACAGAUAUCUUCUCUUAUCUGGUUGAGUACAACCCUUCCAUGGUACGAGAGUUCGUCAUGCAGGAGUCUCAGCAGAAUGAUGAUGACAUCCUCCUGAUCAACCUGAUCAUAGAACAUAUGAUCUGUGAUACAGACCCAGAACUAGGGGGGGCAGUGCAGCUGAUGGGCCUGCUACGGACUCUGGUGGACCCGGAGAACAUGCUGGCUACUGCAAAUAAAACAGAAAAGACAGAAUUCCUGAGCUUCUUCUACAAGCACUGUAUGCAUGUCCUCUCAGCACCACUAUUGGCCAACACCACAGAGGAAAAACCUAGCAAAGAUGAUUUUCAAACAUCCCAGUUGCUGGCCUUGAUUUUGGAGCUGCUGACGUUUUGUGUUGAGCACCACACCUAUCACAUCAAGAACUAUAUCAUCAACAAGGACAUUCUCAGGAGGGUACUGGUGCUCACAGCCUCUCAGCACGCGUUCCUGGCACUAUGUGCCCUGCGAUUCAUGCGGAGGAUCAUUGGUCUUAAGGAUGAAUUCUACAAUCGCUACAUCAUGAGAAACUUUCUCUUUGAGCCCGUCAUUAAGGCCUUCCUUAACAACGGAUCGCGCUAUAAUCUCAUGAACUCUGCCAUCAUUGAGAUGUUUGAGUAUGUCCGUGUGGAGGAUGUGAAGUCUCUCACAGCUCAUAUAGUAGAGAACUACUGGAAGGCUCUGGAAGAUGUGGACUAUGUCCAGACAUUCAAGGGCCUAAAACUGCGUUAUGAACAGCAGCGAGAGAGGCAAGACAACCCCAAAUUGGAUAGCAUGCGAUCCAUCCUGAGGAACCAUCGCUUCCGUCGUGACGCACGGACACUGGAGGAUGAAGAGGAGAUGUGGUUCAACACAGAUGAGGAUGACCUCGAGGACGGUGAGGCAGUGGUUCCUCCCUCUGACAAGAUGAAGAGCGAGGAAGACCUCAUGGAACCUAUAAGCAAGUUCAUGGAGAGAAAGAAAUUGAAAGACACAGAUGACAAAGAAGUACUGGGGAAGUCCAGCUUGUCCGGCAGACAGAACCCCAGCUUCAAACUCGCCUUUUCUGGCUCCACUAAAACCAGCCUAUCCAGCCCCCCUUCAUCUGCCUCAUUGAACCCGGGUUCUCCGGGAUCACCAGGGUCUCCGGGCUCAGGGGCACGGAGCUCCCCCUCCACCACGACUGUAACCACAAAGGGAGGUUUAGUGGGACUGGUGGACUAUCCUGAUGAUGACGAUGAGGAUGAAGAAGAGGAGGAGGAUGGGGAGAGUAAAGAGGACCCUCUGCCGCCUUCGAAGAAGUCCAAACUGAGCUCCUAAAGAAGCAUCACUGUCUCAGCUUGUGCUCUGCUCAGACAGUUUCAGUGCAUAGAGUUCACACAGGAAUGAUCAAACUUGUAAACAAAUUGAAUGAAUGAAAGCCACCCCUCUCUGUCAGCGGGUGGCCCAAAGAGGAGCAGACUGUGAAUGGAUUCGAAGCCUCCUCAGACUAGCCCAGACUCGUUCAUACAAGUGCCAAUCAGGAGACCAGGAGUGAAAAAUGUCUGAAAAGUGGAACAGACGAGUGAAAGUUGUGGGAAAACAUCGCACUCAAAAGAUCUUCAACUGACUCAAACAGUAUGAAACAGGUUGGAGUUUGGUAAUUUAGCAACUGGAGGAAAAGACCACAUACAAAAACACGUACAAGCAGACUGAAAUCCCAGAGAGCUCGCGGGCUCGGACCAUAACCCACUGCCCCCCGCCCCCCACUCAGGGAAGGACAUCACAGCGACCCAGUUGGGUCAGCCAAUUCAGACCCAGAACCACAACUCGCACCCCAUCCCCUCCUCAGAAUCCUUUCUACUUCUUUUCUCCUCUGCUCUUUCUCCCUCUCUUUGUCUGUUGCUUUUUGUCCCCUUUUUUUAAGUUAGUAUAUAGGACCAGACGGGAGGCAGCAUGUGGCAAAGAGCUGUCCUUGUUGCCGUUUGAUGAUGUCAUCAGUGUCGUCGUUCCUCAGCGGAUGUUCUUUCUCUGACGAGAAAAAAGCCAGCAGUUUCUUCAUUAUUUUCCUUUUUUUUUUUCUCUCUCUACUUGUCUCUCAAUCUUUCUCCUGUUUUUUGUAAAUGACAACAAAAAGACCUGCCUUUAAAUGUUCAGGACGUUUUCAGUCACACUUGAACAGGUUUUUAAAGACCUCAGUAGGUGAGCUAGUUUUACCCUUUUUGCCCUUUGAAACUGCAGAUUUUUUGGAGAAUUUGUAAUCCCGUCUUGAUUAAAGAUUGAGUGGAAUUCUAGAUGUGAUGAAUUUUGUCAUAUCUACUCAUUUUUUUCCUUUUACAUGAGUGUACACUUAGUUGUUCAGAAUAUUUGGGACCAUUAAAAUGAUCUUUGCUGUAA